Molecule: messenger RNA, 3042 nt
Organism: Plasmopara halstedii
Lineage: Eukaryota; Oomycota; Peronosporomycetes; Peronosporales; Peronosporaceae
Product: EF-hand domain pair
Exons: 2
Coding region: 1-3042 (1013 amino acids)
Molecular function (GO): calcium ion binding
Source: RefSeq, a predicted model, not a curated record
AUGGAGACUCUUGAUGCCAGCUACGCGUUGUUAAGCGACGCUAUGGCUCGAAGCCGUGAGCUUCAGGCGAGGUUACGCAGUAGUUUGCCACUGCUAUGGACGCACAACGCGCUGGUAAUGAAGAGCACCGCACGACCGAGAAGGCGACGAGCUUUGGCUGAACCAUCGGCGGAUGGUGAAGCGGAUCAAACGCUUUUCGCUGUCGGAGAGCAGUCGAGUCAACAGGCAAGCCGUCGAUAUACGCGCCGUAUAGAGUGGGAAGUGGCAAGACGCAUUGCGCGAGUUGACCGAGAGCUGCAGCAGUAUCCUCCAGCGCAGCGAUUUUGGAACCAGAAGACGAGGGAAUUAGCAUCUACUCGCUCUUCAUCACACAGGAAACCCGUCAAGCACGAUAAAACGAUGAAAUCAGUGGGGACUAGUCAGAAUAUGAAAACUAGGAAUACCGCCAAUAUCAUUAUCAAUCACGAGAAAAAAGCUUGGGUGAAGCCGACGAUGAAAGUGGAUGCCGCUACUGAAGUACAGUGCGUGUUGAAACAUAUUGGUACAAGCCCAAUCCAUGGUGACAUUAUAAAGAGUAAGACCAUAGAGAACGCGAAACCGAAUGCGGCGAUCAAAACACAGCCUGAACAACAAAUUGGCGUGAAUGCUACAAAGAAGGAAAUUUUGCUAAACGAAGACGUUGUGAUGACGCCGACUGUGGAGGAGACGACUAGAAAAUCUACAGAAGUGGUCAAGCUACAGGAGAAUCAAUCUACUCCGGAUAAAUCUAUAAUAGAAUCAAGCUUUAAAGAUUCUGAAGGUGAUGAAGGUGAUCGUGAAAAAGAAUUUGAUUUAACAAAUGGCCUUCGCGCGGAAACUUCCAACAAUGGGGAAGACGGUUCAUCUAUCAUUAAAGAAAACAUAGUUAUUCAAAACGAGAAAGCAACAGAGAAGGUCCCAUCAUCAUCCAUCGGAAGACAAGUAAAAUUGUCAGACUUUCGCACCUUACCAUCAGAGCCGACUAGCGCGCAGACACGACAUCGUGAAAGAUCGGGAGAUUCAGCAAAAAAGUAUUUAAGUGCAGAUGUGUUACGACGACUUUUUAGCGACUUAGAUAGCGACAAAGAUGGUCACGUGAAUCGUAUCGAAACAUGUAUGGCUCUGCAUCGUCUGCAAAUUCGUGUUUCAACCGCUAGAAUUAUAUCAUUCUUCCACAACAUCCAUAAGAUUAAUGGAAAAUGUAUGCAAAGUCAUCGAACGCAACACCUACCAAUGAACGAGCUGAUCAACUAUAAAGAGUUUGUUGCAUUUAUCACUGCUGCCUUUGACCAGCAGCAUCAGCGAGAAUUACAACGAGCGCAGCAUGAAGUGAAAAUGGUGUCUCCAGCGCUUUUCGGACCAUCCAAAUCUCCAUCCUUGCCCAAAUACACAGAUCCAAAGACAUCGUGCAAAAAAGUAAACAUACCCCCAGUCCUGAAACGAGAGGACUAUUAUCGAGUUUAUGAGGUGAAGGACGAAGAAUUUGAACAGAAGGAAGAAGCUGGAAAAAGAAUGUUUGAAAAAAUUCCAGACUUUUUAAUCAACCGGAUACUUGCGGACAGUUAUCAAGAAGUCAGCCUGAAAGCUGAGGAAAAGGCUGUAUUUAAAGUACGAAACAGCCGAGAAUCCCUUAUCGAGCAGAAAGCAGCUGAUGAAAAAGUCAUUACUGAAAUCACUCAGGAGUUGAUCAAAGAGCAACUACUAAACAGCACGAUAUUAACACAGGAAGCGCCUGAUGACGUUACUGGCUUGAAAAGAGCUGCAGCUUAUUCAAAGCAUGAAAUGAUGCAAGAAGAGUCUGAUUGGUAUGGAGGUGUCAUGGCAAACACUGAGAAUAUUGAUAAGUGGAUCGACGUGGUAAUUGAAGAGCAAGUAUCCAGCGUGGUGCAUAAACUCUGCAGAGACAAACAAGUUAACGCGCAUAAUUCGCUGGCACCUAUCGAAGAUGCAAACGUAACGAUACCCAAAAGUCAUUUUGCGAGAUGGAUAGAUAAAGCAACAGAAACUAACGAGCUUUCGGCUUCUGCGGUAUUAAUUGAAAAAGCUGUGCAAGCCUUUGACGAAAGAAUUGAAGAGAAUUCUGGAACUGCUCAUGAGAAUAUUGAUACAGCUAGUCAAAAGAACGUACCAAUUUCUGACCCUUUGACGCACUUUGGUAGAUUCAUAAAUGAAUUUACCAGUCGUUCUACUCACGACAACAAGUCCUCUGUUAUGUUACGGCCGAUCACUUCAAUUACAAUUCUGCAGCAACUUCGUCAACAGAGGCAUCAGAAUACUUACAAUGAGCAAAAAGUACAAUCAUUUGUAAGCGCACCAUGCAAAAAAGCUUCUAAACCGAAUGUUUUAGCUCGGAGUGGAAUGAAAAGCGGCAUUGAUAAUAUUAACGCAAUAAGCCUUGCUGAAGACCUAAACAACAGUCUAUCCGGCGAUGCAGAAGAUGUUUGUGAACUAGUCAAUGAAACCGGACGGCAAAAUUUAGCUGUAUCGAUAACAAAGGAUUCCGUACCGCUCGAUACGAUACUUAUGGACCCGAUGAAUGAAGUGGACGCUGCAAGUAGUAAAAGCAGCCAUUACAAUAUUUCAGUGAGUAGCGAUAUUUCAAGUAUCUCCUCCGACGAUGAAUCGGAAAGUGGAAUAUAUAAGGUAAUUAAUAGUCAUCUUCAGACCAGCGCGCGAUCCGUUUGCUACCAGCGGCUGAAUCUCGGCCACAUCGAUCGGUCUGUUUCGGAAAGCAACGAUAUUGAUUCCAUUUGCAGUGUAAAGCUAUCGGAAGGUGAGCUCUCAACGAUACAAAGUUUGGGCUUAAGUGAUGGCGAGAUAUUGGGCAAGUGGAAAAGGAUAUGUUGUAAGCGCAUAAAUACAAUGGAUAGCCAAGAAGAGAGCAGCCAAAACAGCUCCGUUGAAUCUGGAGAGCUUCCAGCACUGAUAAAAAUCGAUGCAAAUUAUCGCGGUGCUCGAUCUUCUUCCUCCUCGGUUGAGUCCGGCGAGCUCGAAGAUGGCGCUUUUGAUGAUUUUUCAUCAUGA